AUGGAGAAAACCCUAGCCACUUCCCAUUCUAAACGCUCAUCGCCGUCGCCACCCACCGACGUGAACGCACGCGCCGCCGGUUUCAACCGCAGAACCAGAGCGAGAUUGGCGGAUGCAACGGCGAGUGUAAGCGAGACCGGCGCAGAGGAUGAUGAAGAUGACGAAGAAGAAGGAGUCGAGGAGAAGAUUGAGGCGCUUCAGACGAUAGUUCCCGGAGGUACAGCGCUUGGAGUCGACGCGCUGUUUGAAGAGACGGCGAGUUACAUUUUGGCUCUGCAAUGUCAGAUCAAUGCCAUUAGAGUUCUCACUGCGCUUCUUGAGCGUUGUGAGAAAGACGAUAUGAAGUUUGGUGGUUGA
Molecule: messenger RNA, 357 nt
Organism: Thlaspi arvense
Lineage: Eukaryota; Viridiplantae; Streptophyta; Magnoliopsida; Brassicales; Brassicaceae
Source: the annotation of a GenBank genome assembly